GAUAUUGAUUUAAAACUGCCAAUGUGCAGGUGUAAUCUAACGUUGCUUAUCCAAACGUGUUGACAAGUUGCAAAUUAAAUAUCUGGAUGUUCUUAUCCCCAAAAUUAUAGGAAGAAAACAACAGCCGGUCGGACCGGUGAAGAUUAACUAGGUCACAUACACGAACCGGACCAAUAAAUAGCUACGGAGGGCGCAGAAGUUAAGGUUAGGGCCUAACGAAGAUACGAAGCCGGAGAAGAGGGCUGGAGCCUAUAAUCUUAUCUUUACUUGCAAUUACACAGCACCAACAGCAUGGAUCGGUACCAGAAAGUGGAGAAGCCGAAGGUCGAGACUCCGAUUGAUGAGAAUGAGAUUCGGAUUACGAGCCAAGGCAGGAUGCGAAGCUACAUCACUUACGCCAUGACUCUGCUUCAGGAGAAAGGUUCAGAUGAUAUAGUGUUUAAAGCUAUGGGCAGAGCCAUUAACAAAACUGUGACGAUUGUGGAGUUGAUCAAGAGGAGAAUUGUUGGUCUUCACCAGAUCACUGCAAUUCAAUCUACUGACAUAACUGACACAUGGGAACCCCUGGAGGAAGGGCUUCAAAUUCUGGAAACCACAAGGAAAGUUUCAAUGGUCACAAUCACACUCUCAAAAAAAGAGCUGGAUACGAAAAACAUCGGGUACCAACAGCCAAUACCAGCAGAUCAGGUCAAGGUGUCUACAGAUCUAGACUAUGAUGGAGAGGGAUCGCCUCCUACCCGUGGAAGAGGCCGUGGUGGCAGAGGGAGGGGGAGACCUAGAUUCCAAUCUGGUAAUGGUUUUGCUUAUGCCGAGUAUGAUGAUGGAGGCUAUGAAAGGAAUCGUGGGUAUGCCAGAGGUAGGGGACGAGGUAGAGGCCGCGGUUUCCGUGGCCGUGGAAGGGGAGGCUACAAUGGUCCUCAGGGUGAUGGUCAGCUUGAUGCUGGAGGCUACAAUCAAGAAGCACCACGAGGUCGUGGGCGCGGGAGGGGAAUUCGUGGAAGGGGUCGUGGGUUCAGAGCUAAUGGGCCGGUCCAAGCAGCUGCUUGAGUUGCUUAGGUGUUCAAACUUGGGGUUUAUUGUAUGAGGACAGUAUGUUCUAUAAGCUGAUAUGUGUAUCCACCCCAUUCUAUGUUAGUUUGUUUAUUUAUUUAAUUUUUUCCUCCAAUUCUAGUUUUAACUUUAGGGUGUCGUCUCAUCUCAUGUCAUGUGUAAUCAUUGUAGACUAAGUUGGGCCGCGCUAGCGUGCUGAGCCGUUUUUGUUCUCUGUGCCACGCAUUUCAUUUGGACAUCCAUAGUUGUUUAGUAUAACGUGAUUGGUGAGGACCACAUUCUUUUA
Messenger RNA from Salvia miltiorrhiza (redroot sage), 1336 nucleotides. RefSeq lists its product as uncharacterized. The coding region runs from base 292 to 1047 and encodes 251 amino acids. Gene Ontology annotation, molecular function: RNA binding. Lineage: Eukaryota; Viridiplantae; Streptophyta; Magnoliopsida; Lamiales; Lamiaceae. The transcript has 9 exons. The record is from RefSeq and is a predicted model, not a curated record.